GUUCCAGCUCCGGACUGUGCCCUGCUCGGGAGCGGGGCGGCGCGGGGGCGCACGGCAGGGAAGAGGAGCGGGCAAAAGGAGGAUGCCUGUCCUGCAGUACUGCCAGCGCCGGGAACGCGGGCGGGGUGGGUCGUGCCAACACCGUCCCCCCGACGGUCUCUGCCGCUAAUGCCGUUUUUCUGCCGCUGCGCAGGAGUCCUAGCGAAUGUAAUUCACCUGCCGCUGUCUUCAGCAGGAAAGAGGCUAAUCCCAUUUGGCGAUUUAGCGGGCCCGCCGCCAGCAGGUGAGGCGGCGGUGGAGGUGGGCGCCCGGCCCGAGCCGUGCCCGGCUGGCCCGGGGCCUACCAGGAUGUCUGUAACAGAUCAAGCCUUUGUGACCCUUGCUGCCGAUGAUGUGUACUGUCAAGGCGCUCUGGUUCUCGGACAGUCAUUGAGGAACCAUAAGACAUCUAGAAAAUUGACAGUUCUAAUUACACCAGAGAUUUCCAGUGGGAUGAGGUCAGUCCUCCGCAGUGUAUUUGAUGAAGUAAUCCAGGUGGAUGUGCUUGACAGUGCUGACUCAGUCCAUUUGGCUCUAAUGCAGAGGCCAGAACUGGGUGUAACCUUUACUAAGCUUCAUUGUUGGACUCUUACUCAAUUCAGCAAAUGUGUAUUCAUGGAUGCAGACACUUUGGUGCUUUGCAAUGUUGAUGAAUUGUUUGAUCGAGAAGAGUUUUCAGCAGCUCCCGAUUCUGGCUGGCCUGACUGCUUUAAUAGUGGAGUAUUUGUGUUCCGGCCCUCUUUGAAAACUUACAACCUACUGCUCCAGUUUGCUGCUGAACAUGGCAGCUUUGAUGGAGGUGAUCAAGGAUUGUUGAAUAGCUUCUUCAGCAACUGGGCAACAGCAGAUAUUGGCAAACACUUACCUUUCCUCUAUAACUUAAGCAGCAGUGCUGUAUACACCUAUGUUCCUGCUUUCAAUCAUUUUGGUAGAGAUGCCAAAGUUGUUCACUUCUUGGGAGCAACAAAGCCCUGGAAUUACAAAUACAACCUUCAGACAAGGAGAGUUAUGCAGGAUGACACAACCUCUGGAUCUUUUCAUCAACUGUCAUUUCUUGCCCUCUGGUGGAAUAUAUACAGUGCCAGUAUACUGCCUUUGUUAGAAAAACUUCAAAAGGUGGAAGAAUCAGAAUCCAAGGAAUGCAAGCACACUUUCAAUGGAGUUGAAAUUACACUGAAGAAGGUCAGUCCUUGUGUGGCCAAUUCGCAGCAAAUGCCUGAGCUUCCAGAGCAGGCAAAUGAAAUAAAUCCCACAGGGUGUUCACCUGAGGAACUCACUUUUGAAGCUCAACCUGUACAUGAAGUUGAACCAAGCGAUUCUAGCGUCCAUCUCUCUGAGCCUGACAGACCUUCAGAACAACCUGUGUCCCAUCCUGCAUUUCAGGAAACCUCAGAACUGAACGAGGUUGCAGAUUCUGUUUCAGAGCUGUCUAUUCACCUUAAACCAGCAAAACCGAGUCCAGAAGAUGAGCGGAGAAAAUGGGAGGAAGGGCGCAUGGACUAUAUGGGGAAAGAUGCUUUUGAACAUAUCAAAAAGAAAUUGGAUGCAUUUUUACAUUAAGAUAGAGUGUACUGUAAAGGCCAUCAUGAUAUAUGUAUCUUCUAUAAACGCAAUUCUUGAAUACUUGGCUAUAUUAACAGUUUACCUGAUGCCAGAGGUUAUUAUGGAUCCUCAUAGAAUCUUGGAGGAGAUUAACAGAUACAGACUCUUUUUUUUUUUUUUUUUAACUUUUAAGUGUGCCUCAUCUUUAUUGUUACUUAUGUCUCAUCUUCAUUGUUCUCCAACAGUGCCUUCUAAAGAAUAAUGAAUGGUACGCUCUCAGUAUGAUCUCUCAUGUGUUUAUCACUCUUCCCUGUUCCUCCCCAUAGCAUUCUGCAGAAACAGUCAUGAGUGGGAAACAUGCUGGAAAAUGAGACUAUUUUGGAAAUUGAGUUUAUUUCCCAGACUGAGAUUAUUCCUGAAGUACUUAUAAAAGACACUAUAAAGCUAUUUAAAUAAAAAACUUGUUCCAGAAACCAAAUUAAUGCUUUCAAGGGCAACCAUGAUGUAGACUUCAAUAUGAGAAAACAGUGAGGAGAUGAAAUCCUGUCCUCAUUGGAGUCUGCAACAAAACUUUUUAAUUUAAAUAUGAUUAGGAUUAGAGGAACUUUAGACUUCAUCUGAGAUCACUAGUGGAUGUUCUGUGUUUGUCUGUUUAUAGGAAGAUGCUCAGCUUUAUAACUAGUGUAAGGAAGAGUGGUUUAAAACUCUUAAGACAGACUGGUAAUGUAUGUUAACCUUUUAUAUUGUUGCUAUAGGAUACUGUUGCUUUUUAAAAGAUUGAUAGCUUUACUUGCAUAUUCUGAGUUGUGUAGUCAGAGGAAGAAAUGGGGAUGGUAUGGUGUAAACCUUCCAGUGCUUUAUAUAAAUUCGUUUACAAUACUUCAAACUGCAGCUGAUAAAGGCUUCCUUCUAACUCAGGUUGAUAGCCCCAUAUUAAAGGCAAUUUGAGUGCAACUGAAAACACAAUUGGCACUUGUUUUAGUAAACAGGCCUUUUGAAGAUAUUUUAAACAAUAGCUGUGUGUGGGAACCAAUAAAUCUGUGAGGGUUGUUCCAGAAAAAAUCUACUGAUGAGACACCAUUUUAUUAAGAAUACUUAUGGGGGAUUGUUUUGUGAAUUUGGGUAUUUAAAUUUGACUUAUCUCAGCGAAUUUGCCUUAACAAACAAGAAAAAGUACUUUCUUUCAAAGUAAACAACUUUGAAAGAAAGGAUCUUGACAGUCAUGCUAAUAUGAUAACAGGUUUGACACAGUUAUCUGUAACAUCACUGAAUAUUAGAAUAAAAAUUCUGCAGUGAUGAUGCAGGACUUUAAACAUUUUGGUCUUAAUAUGUCACCAAUUUUGGUAGAGAUAUACAUAGUGAAAUAACUUGGGAAUUCUGUUUCAAAAUGCUGUUACAUUGUGCAUAAAAGGGAUCACCAUAGGUGUUAGUGGAGAAAAAAAAGCAGGAUAGGAGGGAAGAAGAAAAUUUUAUUUCUUUUUCCUCCAUCAAAAAGGAUGUGAGGGUGGGGCAGAGAAUACUUGUGCAAAUUGGGAAAUUAAUGAAAGAAAUUAAAAGUCCUUUAAAAGAAGAAAAACAUAUCUUUGAGUAUCUUAGAAUUACUUUCUAAUAUUCACAAUAGUGGACUUGCUUUUACUUUUGUAGGAUUUUUCUGAUUUUUAUCUAGUUCUCAUUUAUUCUAAGCACUCUUAAAGAGUGAAACUCAUUGGUGUGUCUUCUGCGUAUAAGCUUCUAGGUUAAGUUAGAUGUUUUAGGGUCAACAGAGAAAUGGGGAAGAAUCAUCUCCCUUUGACUAACCUGGGGACCCUUGAUAGCCUGUGUCUUUCUGGGUAGGUGACCUUCACAUGUUAGCACAGGUAGGUGCAUUCUACCUCUUGGUGCUGUGGCCCAGUGCAGCGCUGUGUGGAGAUGGCAGCAGCUGCAGUGUCCUCUUACUCACAUGGCAUUUGAUCUGCUGAUUAGCCCUGUUUCUUUGUGAUCCUUGUGCACUUCUGAGAAAGUUCUCUGUUUUAAAAGCAUUGUUGUUAACAUAAUUCAAACAGGUUUUGAAGACUAUAAAACUAGUCAUCAAUGUGAACUCAUGCUUCGGGGAGGUGUACUUUUUACAGUAACAACUAGAUCUUAAUUAAUUAGAUUAUGAGAGAAAAAUUACUGAUGUGAAAUCUGUAACUGAAAGGUUUUUUAUAUAGGUGUAUGAGUGUAGUAGAAGGAGCUGUGAUUGGACACGUCAAAUGGUUAGUAUGUAAAAUGGUACUGUGUGGCUUAUACAAUGUUUUGCAAAGAAUGUACAUUAAUGUAAUGGAAAUAAAAGAAAUGGAAAA
Molecule: messenger RNA, 3902 nt
Organism: Corapipo altera (White-ruffed manakin)
Lineage: Eukaryota; Metazoa; Chordata; Aves; Passeriformes; Pipridae
Gene: GYG2
Product: glycogenin 2
Exons: 9
Coding region: 169-1599 (476 amino acids)
Cellular component (GO): cytoplasm
Molecular function (GO): glycosyltransferase activity
Source: RefSeq, a predicted model, not a curated record